AUGCCGCUGUGUCUGUACAAGAUGAUGUGUACAAGACGCGGAGGUCUUGGACAUCCAAGUCAAAGCCAAGACAACAACGUCCCUACUCCACACAUAAAUAUACCUCGUGAGUUGUACAGUAAACUUCACGUCCGAAAUUUCGCCAUUUUGCAAGAAUACCAUCAUGGACGUAAAGAGGAGGUCCGACAGGGUGAAACAAUUUUACCUAGGAUAUCCAGUGCCACUCUCGAGAACGCGAUGCGAGGAUUAGAAUGGGAUGACAUGGGAGUGAAAGUUGACGUUUAUCUGGGUCGGGAGUUGAACAUGAUGAAUGACCUGACCCACGAGCUGGGCAGGAGGAGACGAGCAACUUGUGGAACGUAUAAGAGCAUCGAGGAUGUAAUGAAGAAGGCCAGGAACACCCGACUUCGUGCUCACUUCUUCAAGACCGCCGUAGUUCUUGCUUUGACCUAUGCUUCGGAAACCUGGGCAUUUCGCAAGCAGAAAGAAAACGCGGUGAGCGUCAUAGAAAGCGGAAUUGAAAAGGUGAUGCUAGGAGUAACCCGCUUUACGCAAUGA
Messenger RNA from Necator americanus (New World hookworm), 558 nucleotides. RefSeq lists its product as uncharacterized. The record is from RefSeq and is a predicted model, not a curated record. The coding region runs from base 1 to 558 and encodes 185 amino acids. NCBI's taxonomy places the organism in Eukaryota, Metazoa, Nematoda, Chromadorea, Rhabditida, Ancylostomatidae. The transcript has a single exon.